ACUUGACUCACGAGUCAACAUUUAUUUUUGCUUCUGCAUUAUUGCAUUGGGGUUUUGCUGCUGCUGCUUCUUCUUCUUCUAUUUCCUUUCAGAUCUCAUUAAUUCUUCAUUUACAGUUUCGAAAUUGUAUUUCUGCAGUAGUGCAAUCUCCCCUUGAAUUUCAUUUGAGCCCAGGAAGCGUAAAGGAUAAGAUGGAGUUCAUGUACAAGUUGGGCGAGACAUUUUUGUCCAAGUUAGCAGAGAAGUUGGUCGACAUUGCUCUGACCAAAAACGACAAGGCCACCUUGGAAUCUCUUCGAAUUAACAUAAGGUUACUGCGCGCUAAAGCAUCUGAUGUCGAAGAUGCAAUCAAGAGGGAUGAGCAGUCUGGGAAAAGGAAAAGGAAACGAGAAGUUGGCGAUUGGUUAGAACAAGUUCAAUCAAUUGACAAUGAACUUGGUAUGUUGGAAAGUGAAAUGCAAAUGGAAGGCUUUGUGACUCAAUUCUUUGGUGGAGGUCGAGCAGCAAAACUAGAAGCAAGAGUGCGCGAGCUGGUUGAGCAAAGGCAGCAUUUUGGCGAGCUUGUAGUUGAUGAUUAUGAGAUCAAGGGAGACAAGUUUUGUGUUGAGGAGUUAGUAGGUGAGCAAUUCAAGAAAAAUUUGGAAACAAUUUUGAGUUUCUUGUCGUCUGAUGGGGUGUCGAGCAUUGGGAUUUAUGGCAUGGGGGGUGUCGGAAAAACAACACUUGCCAAGCAUGUAAAUAAUUGUCUUCAAGAGCAAAGUGGCGAGCAUGUUGUAUGGAUCACGAUCUCUCAAGAGUUUACAAUCUCAAUGUUGCAAGAAGAAAUAGCCAAAUCCGUAGGCUACAGUCUCUUAGAUGAGAGGAACGAAGAUAAAAGAGCAUCGCGAUUGAAUGCAAUGCUAUCCAAAGUAAAAAACCUUGUUAUUAUAAUGGAUGAUGUUUGGAAGCAUAUUGAUUUGAAAAAGUUGGGAGAUCCUCUCUCUGUGGACGGAUGUAAAAUAGUGAUAACGACUCGCUCAAAAAAAGUGUGUGAUCAAUUUGAUUGCAACAAAAUAAUGAAGGUGGAGACGUUGCAAGAAAAUGAAGCGUGGAUCUUAUUUAAAGAUACACUUGGACAACAUGUGAAUCUAACUUCAGACGUCCUGGAAAUCGCCAAGUGUAUGGUGAAAGUAUGUGACGGUUUGCCGUUGGGUGUUAUCACCAUAGCAGGAAGCAUGAAGGGUGAGACUGAGGUUCAUGUAUGGAGUGAUGCACUGGUGGAAUUAAGGGCAUCCAUACUGGGGCAAGAUGACAUGGAAGAAUAUGUAUUUAAAGUUCUCAAAUAUAGCUUUGACCGGUUGGAUCGAUGUGAAGGAAAGAGCAACGGGUAUUCAAAGUUUCAACAUUGUUUCCUAUAUUGCUCCUUAUAUCCAGAAGAUUAUAAGAUACGGGAAAAGGAUUUGAUCCGAUAUUUUAUUUUAGAGCAGUUCAUGGACAAAAGAGAUAGCAGGAAACAACUGUUUAUCCAAGGUCGCGCCAUAGUCGACAGAUUGGUGAAUGUUUGUUUACUAGAAAGAGUAGAUUCAAACAGUGUGAAGAUGCAUGAUUUGGUUAGAGCUAUGGCACUAAAGAUUGUGGAAAGAAAGACUGUGGUAAUAGCCGGGCACUAUUUAUUGAAGGAUAUUCCGACUGAAGAAGAAUGGGGCAAUGACAUUGAGAAGAUGUCUUUGAUGUAUAACGACAUAGGAACAAUACCGGAUGGAUUGUCUCCAAACUGUCCUAAGUUAUCAACAUUACUUUUGGCGAAAAAUAGUCACUUGCACAUCAUACCGAAUUCAUUCUUCUUACAUAUGUGCAGCCUGUCCAUUCUUGAUUUGUCUGAGACUGGUAUUGAGAGGUUACCAGAUUCUUUCUCAGACAUGAAAAGCCUCAAAGGGUUGAUCCUCGUGGAUUGUUCUAAGCUCGAAUGUUUGCCCUACUUGGGAAAACUGAAGAAUUUGAGGGAAUUGGAUCUCACAAACACUGGAAUACAACAAGUGCCUCAAGGGAUGGAAGAAUUAUCCAAUCUCAACUUUUUGUCAUUUUAUGGCACCCGCAGCUUGCAGAUGUUACCAAGCUGUUUGGUAUCGAAGUUCACGUAUCUUCAAAGCCUUUAUCUUCCUCAUAAGAUAUAUUCUCCAGUGGAAGAAAUACAUGAGUUGAAGCAUGUGGAGGAGUUUAGAGGGAGACUGAAAGAUGUUGAUGAUUAUAAUUUGUUGAUGAGAAACAGGCCAGGUUUAGCUUACUCCAUUGCUAUAGGAUCUGACAGUAAUAAUAAUGCAGACUGGUGGGAGUAUAAUCACUUGGAGUUCCAUGAUUGUAACUUCGAUUCAAGACAAGACAGAGACGUGACUACACCGGCCAGAGACGUCCAAUAUCUUCGAUUGAUCAAGUGUAAGGGGUUGAGCAAGUGUUUAGUGGAAGAUCUCAAACGGGUUUUCAUUAAUCCCGCUUCAAUAAAAAAGUUGGAAAUUGGGGAUUGUGAUGGAAUAGAGUGCCUUUGGAGGUUCGAACAAUCGGCAUCUUCAUCAUCAGCAUCCAUCUCAUCACACGGCACUUUCUCAUCACUUAACGACCUGCGUAUUUAUAGGUGCACCAAGAUGAAGAAGCUCGGGCUACCAGCGUCGCAUCUCCAGAACCUGAAAAAUCUCACAAUUGCUGAUUGUGGAAUGUUAGAAGAGAUAUUUGAAAUGAAGCUGCAAUUAGGAGAAGCAUCCAUGGUCUGCCAGCUCCCCAAACUAGAGUGUCUAUAUCUUCAAAAUCUGCAGAAUUUGAAGAGCAUCUGCUAUUCGACAACGGUCUGCUGCUGCUCGAUUCGUGAAAUUACAUUGUAUGAAUGCACUGCAUUGCACAAGUUUUCUUUGGUUUUCGGACAGCCAUACGAUGAUGAUGUGCCUACGGCAGCCAUCGAAGCUAUUCAGUUAAUGAACAUUGAGAAGAAAUGGUGGGAGAAGUUGGAGUUGGGGCAUCCCUCACACCAUUCUCUCCUGCAACCAUUCAUUAAAUGGCUAUGAAGUUGAAGGCAUAGUAGGUGGAAUUACACGAACAGACUGAAGCUGGAGACUCCAAACUGUCUAAGAACAUUCAUUUUAAGGAUAAAACAAUCUGCAUAUGCACAUUUUAUCAUCCUCAAAAGAGAUUUUGCUGAUAAGGUAAG
Messenger RNA from Andrographis paniculata, 3175 nucleotides. Its product is annotated as probable disease resistance protein At4g27220. The record is from RefSeq and is a predicted model, not a curated record. NCBI's taxonomy places the organism in Eukaryota, Viridiplantae, Streptophyta, Magnoliopsida, Lamiales, Acanthaceae. Gene Ontology annotation, molecular function: protein binding; ADP binding; ATP hydrolysis activity. The transcript has 3 exons. The coding region runs from base 192 to 3032 and encodes 946 amino acids.